AUGGAAGCGCAUGAAGAGCCGAUUUGGAAAAGUGUGGUGUUGAAAGGGGCUAAUAACGAUAUGGACACGGACUUAAACGUGCCAUUGGCACCGAGCUUGAAUGUGAAUAUGAACAUGAAAAUGAAGAUGAAUACGAGCAGGAAUGGGAAUGAGUCUGGGUUGAGUUCCAGUAGAUUUGGUGGAAUGAUAAUUGGUAGUAACGGGGAUGUAAACUUCAAACCUAUUCUAGAAAAAAUUUUCCGCGAAUUGACCAGCGAUUUUAAGGAGGAAAGGAAAUUGGCUAGUACCUCAUUAUUUGAUCUACUGAUAUCGUUGGAGCAUGAGUUGUCGAUAGAAGAGUUCCAAGUAGUUUCAAAUGACAUAAACAAUAAAAUUCUGGAACUAGCUCAUACGAAAAAGACGAACACUAGAGUGGGUGCUGUUCUAUCCAUAGACACCUUAAUUUCCUUUUUUGCAUUUACUGAGGAAUUACCCAAUGAGACUUCACGGUUGGCAAGCUACCUCCGAGGAUUAAUACCUUCAAAUGAUGUAGAAGUAAUGAGAUUGGCUGCAAAGACUCUGGGUAAGUUGGCCGUUCCAGGAGGCACGUAUACAUCUGAUUUUGUCGAAUUCGAGAUAAAAUCUUGUCUCGAGUGGCUUACUGCUUCCACUGAAAAAAAUUCAUUCUCCAGCUCGAAGCCAGACCAUGCUAAACACGCAGCACUUUUGAUUAUAACAGCAUUGGCAGAGAACUGCCCAUACUUACUUUACCAAUACUUGAAUUCUAUACUUGAUAACAUUUGGAGAGCGUUAAGAGACUCACAUUUAGUGAUCAGAAUUGACGCCUCCAUUACAUUGGCCAAAUGUCUCUCUACUCUACGAAAUAGGGAUCCUCAAUUGACUAGUCAGUGGGUGCAAAGAUUAGCUACAAGCUGUGAAUACGGAUUCCAGGUAAACACAUUAGAAUGCGUCCAUGCGAGCUUUUUGGUUUACAAAGAAAUAUUGUUUUUGAAGGAUUCCUUUUUAAAUCAAGUGUUUGAUCAAAUGUGCCUAAAUUGCAUAGCUUAUGAAACCCAUAAAGCAAAAAUGAUAAGAGAGAAAAUUUACGAAAUUGUUCCUUUAUUAGCAUCAUUCAAUCCUCAAUUAUUUGCUGGCAAAUAUUUGCACCAAAUCAUGGACAACUACUUGGAGAUUUUAACCAACACCCCAGCGAAAAAGAUACCACAUCUCAAAGAUGACAAGCCGCAGAUACUGGUAUCGAUUGGUGAUAUUGCAUAUGAAGUUGGGCCUGAUAUUGCACCUUACGUGAAACAGAUUCUUGAUUAUAUUGAACAUGAUUUACAGACAAAAUUCAAAAUCAGAAAAAAAUUCGAAGGUGAAAUCUUCUACUGCAUUGGAAGAUUAGCAAUGCCAUUGGGCCCCGUUUUGGGCAAGUUACUGAACAGAAAUAUACUGAAUCUGAUGUUCCAGUGUCCUCUUUCUGAUUUCAUGCAAGAGACUUUUCAAAUCUUGACUGAGAGAAUACCUUCACUGGGUCCAAAAAUAAACGAUGAGCUUCUUAAUUUAGUUUGUUCAACCUUAUCAGGCACACCAUUUAUUCAACCGGGAUCUCCACUAGUAAUACCACCAUUUUCCAAAGAAAGAGCGAGAGAAUGGAGAAAUAAAAGUAUUCUACAAAAAACUGGAGAGAGCAAUGAUAAUAAUAAUGAUAUAAAAAUUAUCAUCCAAGCCUUUAGAAUGUUAAGAAAUAUCAAAAACAAAUUUUCGUUAGCCGAGUUUGUGAGGAUUGUUGCACUUUCUUACAUUGAACAUACAGAUCCCAGGGUGAGGAAGUUAGCUGCGUUAACAUCUUGUGAAAUUUACGUCAAGGAUAGUAUUUGCAAACAAACAUCGUUGCACUCCCUGAACACCGUAUCAGAAGUAUUAUCGAAACUUCUAGUUAUUACAGUUACAGACCCUUUAGAGGAUAUUCGAUUAGACGUUCUAAAAAACCUAAAUCCAUGUUUUGAUCCACAAUUAGCCCAACCGGAUAAUUUGAAGCUCUUGUUUACUGUGUUGCAUGACGAGAAUUUUAACAUUCAGUCGGUAGCAAUGGAACUUGUUGGUAGGUUAUCUUCCGUAAAUCCUGCAUAUGUUAUCCCAUCAAUAAGAAAAAUUCUACUGGAGCUGCUGACAAAAUUGAAAUUUUCAACCUCCUCUCGAGAAAAAGAGGAAACUGCGAGUUUGCUAUGUACUCUUAUCAGAUCAAGUAAGGAUGUUACAAAACCGUAUAUCGAACCUCUUUUAAAUGUACUUUUACCAAAAUUUCAAGACACUUCCUCAACAGUUGCAUCGACUGCACUGCGGACUAUAGGUGAGCUCUCCGUUGUAGGAGGUGAAGAUAUGAAAGUAUACCUUAAGGACUUGUUUCCUUUAAUCAUAAAAACAUUUCAAGACCAAUCAAACUCUUUUAAGAGAGAAGCUGCACUUAAGGCCCUAGGUCAACUUGCAGCCUCUUCUGGUUACGUCAUAGAUCCUUUACUUGACUAUCCUGAAUUAUUGGGUAUAUUAGUUAAUAUUUUGAAGACGGAAAACUCUCAAAAUAUUAGAAGGCAGACGGUAACUUUGAUAGGUAUACUGGGUGCUAUUGAUCCAUACCGUCAAAAGGAACGUGAAGUUACCUCCACAACUGAUAUAUCGACAGAACAGAAUGCCCCACCCAUUGACAUUGCUCUUCUAAUGCAGGGUAUGUCUCCGUCAAAUGAUGAGUACUACACCACUGUUGUUGUUCAUUGCCUAUUAAAAAUUUUAAAAGACCCAUCCUUAUCAUCGUAUCAUACUGCAGUAAUUCAGGCAAUAAUGCAUAUUUUUCAGACACUGGGUCUAAAGUGUGUUUCGUUCUUGGACCAAAUCAUCCCAACUAUUUUGGAUGUAAUGCGUACAUGCUCUCAAUCAUUAUUAGAGUUUUACUUCCAACAGCUUCGUUCUUUGAUUAUUAUCGUGAGACAGCAUAUUAGGCCUCAUGUAGAUUCUAUAUUCCAAGCCAUUAACGAUUUUUCCUCGGUUGUUAAACUGCAGAUGACAAUCGUAAGUGUCAUUGAGGCGAUAUUAAAGGCUUUGGAGGGUGAGUUUAAAAGAUUGAUUCCUCUCACUCUGACACUUUUUCAUUUCAUUUUGGAGAAUGACCAAUCGACUGAAAAGGUUCUCUCCAGAAGGAUAUUAAGACUUUUAGAAACAUUUGGUCCAAACCUAGAAGGUUACUCACAUUUAAUUAUUCCGAAGAUAGUCCAAAUGACAGAAUUUGCCAGCGGAGGCCUGCAAAGGUCUGCAAUCAUAACUAUAGGCAAGCUAGCAAAAGAUGUUGACCUUUUCGAAAUGUCUUCAAGAAUCAUCCAUUCUUUAUUAAGGGUGCUGAGUUCCACAGCAACUGACGAUCUUCCAAAAGUUAUUAUGAAUACUUUCAGCUUAUUGCUACUACAAAUGGGCACAUCUUUUGCUAUCUUCAUUCCUGUUAUCAAUGAGGUUUUAAUGAGGAGGCAUAUCCAGCACACAAUAUAUGAUGAUUUGACGAACAGAAUAUUAAACAAUGAUGUUCUUCCUACGAAAAUCUUGGAAGCAACUACUACGGAUAAUUCACCUGCGGAACAAAUGGAUACAGCAGAUACAAGUGUGGCGAAAUUACCCAUAAACCAAUCAGUUUUGAAGAGCGCCUGGAAUUCUGGCCAGCAAAGAACUAAAGAGGACUGGCAAGAAUGGAGUAAGCGCCUAUCCAUUCAACUGUUGAAAGAAUCCCCUUCCCAUGCUUUAAGAGCUUGUUCAAAUUUGGCGAGCGUGUACUAUCCGUUAGCCAAAGAACUUUUCAAUACAGCAUUCGCGUGUGUCUGGACAGAGCUUUACAGUCAAUAUCAAGAAGAUUUAAUUGAGUCAUUAUGUAUAGCCUUAUCAUCUCCCUUAAAUCCACCGGAAAUACACCAAACAUUGCUAAACUUAGUAGAGUUUAUGGAACAUGACGACAAAGCACUACCUAUUCCGACCCAAAACCUGGGCGAGUAUGCCGAAAGAUGUCAUGCCUAUGCCAAAGCUUUACAUUAUAAGGAAAUAAAAUUUAUCAAAGAGCCUGAGAACUCUACUAUCGAAUCACUUAUUAGUAUUAAUAAUCAAUUGAAUCAAACGGAUGCUGCCAUUGGUAUUUUGAAGCAUGCUCAGCAACAUCACUCACUCCAACUAAAAGAGACAUGGUUUGAGAAAUUAGAGCGUUGGGAAGAUGCACUAAAUGCUUAUAAUGAACGUGAAAAAGCAGGCGAUAAUUCUAUAGCCGUUACCCUUGGUAAGAUGAGAUCCCUUCAUGCUCUUGGCGAAUGGGAGCAGCUAUCACAACUAGCAGCUAGAAAGUGGAAGGUUGCGAAGUUACAAACCAAGAAACUAAUAGCUCCUUUGGCUGCUGGUGCAGCAUGGGGUUUAGGAGAGUGGGAUAUGCUUGAACAAUACAUUGGUGUUAUGAAAUCUAAUUCUCCGGAUAAGGAGUUUUUUGACGCAAUAUCGUAUUUACACAAAAAUGAUUACGAGGACGCCAGUAAACAUAUACUAAAUGCCAGAGAUUUACUUGUCACUGAAAUUUCCGCGUUAAUCAAUGAAAGUUAUAAUAGAGCCUAUAGUGUUAUUGUUAGAACCCAAAUAAUCACAGAAUUUGAAGAGAUCAUCAAAUAUAAGCAGUUGUCACCUAAUUCCGAGAAAAAGCUUCAUUAUCAAAAGCUUUGGACCAAAAGAUUGUUAGGUUGUCAAAAAAAUGUUGAUUUAUGGCAAAGAGUGCUUAGAGUAAGAUCAUUGGUAAUCAAACCAAAACAAGAUUUGCAAAUAUGGAUCAAGUUUGCAAAUUUGUGCAGAAAAUCUGGUAGAAUGAGACUAGCAAAAAAGGCCUUGAAUAUGCUGCUUGAAGGAGGUAGUGAUCCCAAUUUACCUAAUACAGCCAAAGCUCCCCCACCUGUAGUUUACGCACAACUGAAGUACAUUUGGGCUACAGGAGCUUACAAAGAAGCGUUGCACCACUUGAUUGGAUUCACAUCCCGGUUAGCACAUGAUCUUGGUUUAGAUCCAAACAAUAUGAUCGCACAAAGCGUCAAACUAUCAAGUGCAAGCACUGCUCCAUAUGUUGAAGAAUACACAAAGUUACUGGCACGAUGUUUCUUGAAGCAGGGUGAAUGGAGGAUAGCAACUCAGCCGAACUGGAGAAACACAAAUCCGGAUGCUAUUCUUGGUUCCUAUCUUUUGGCGACUCAUUUUGAUAAAAAUUGGUACAAGGCAUGGCAUAAUUGGGCCCUAGCUAAUUUUGAAGUAAUAUCUAUGGUUCAAGAAGAAACUAAACUAAACGGAAACAAGAAUGAUGAUGAUGAUGACACGGCGGUUAAUAAUGAUCCUAUUCGGCCUGACGGCAGCAUCUUAGGAAGCGGUUCAUUAACCAUAAAUGGAAAUAGAUAUCCAUUAGAGCUCAUUCAAAGGCACGUUGUUCCAGCUAUCAAAGGGUUUUUUCAUUCAAUAUCUCUAUUAGAGUCAAGUUGUUUACAAGACACGUUAAGAUUAUUAACUCUUCUAUUCAACUUUGGUGGUAUCAAAGAAGCUUCACAAGCAAUGUAUGAAGGUUUUAAUUUAAUGAAGAUUGAAAAUUGGCUAGAAGUGUUACCGCAGUUAAUUUCACGUAUACACCAGCCAGAUCCUACAGUAAGUAAUUCCCUUUUAUCUUUGCUCUCUGACUUAGGAAAGGCUCACCCACAAGCGCUUGUGUAUCCUUUAACUGUUGCAAUCAAGUCUGAAUCCGUUUCAAGACAAAAAGCAGCUCUUUCAAUAAUAGAGAAAAUUAGGAUCCAUAGUCCAGUUCUAGUAAAUCAGGCAGAAUUAGUCAGUCAUGAGUUAAUCAGAGUAGCCGUUUUAUGGCAUGAAUUAUGGUACGAAGGCUUGGAAGAUGCAAGUCGACAAUUUUUUGUUGAACAUAACAUAGAAAAGAUGUUCGCCACUUUGGAACCUUUACAUAAACACCUGAGCAAUGAGCCUGAAACUUUGAGUGAGGUAUCGUUUCAGAAAUCAUUUGGUAGAGACUUGAACGACGCCUACGAAUGGUUGAAUAACUACAAAAAGUCUAAAGAUAUUAAUAAUUUAAAUCAAGCUUGGGACAUCUAUUAUAACGUCUUCAGAAAAAUAACGCGUCAAAUACCACAAUUACAGACGUUGGAUUUACAACAUGUUUCACCGCAGCUUUUGGCUACCCAUGAUCUCGAACUAGCCGUUCCUGGAACAUAUUUUCCGGGAAAACCCACCAUUAGAAUUGCCAAAUUUGAGCCAAUGUUUUCUGUGAUUUCUUCGAAGCAAAGACCGAGAAAGUUCUCUAUCAAAGGUAGUGAUGGGAAGGACUAUAAGUAUGUGUUGAAAGGGCAUGAAGAUAUAAGACAAGAUAGCCUUGUUAUGCAAUUGUUUGGUUUAGUUAACACCCUGCUGAAGAAUGAUUCAGAGUGUUUCAAGAGACAUUUAGACAUACAGCAGUACCCAGCUAUUCCACUGUCACCUAAAUCGGGGUUGCUGGGGUGGGUACCAAAUAGCGACACGUUUCAUGUUUUAAUCAGAGAACAUCGUGAUGCCAAAAAAAUUCCAUUGAAUAUUGAGCAUUGGGUUAUGUUACAAAUGGCGCCUGAUUAUGAGAACUUGACUCUUUUGCAAAAAAUUGAAGUAUUCACAUAUGCUUUAGAUAAUACGAAGGGCCAGGAUCUCUAUAAAAUACUAUGGUUGAAGAGUAGGUCGUCAGAAACGUGGCUAGAACGUAGAACAACUUACACGAGAUCUUUAGCUGUGAUGUCGAUGACUGGUUAUAUUCUGGGGUUAGGUGAUCGUCAUCCUAGCAACCUGAUGUUAGAUAGAAUCACCGGUAAAGUUAUCCACAUUGAUUUUGGCGAUUGUUUUGAGGCCGCCAUCUUAAGAGAAAAGUACCCAGAGAAGGUACCGUUUAGAUUGACUAGGAUGUUAACAUACGCAAUGGAAGUUAGCGGAAUUGAAGGUAGUUUCCGAAUUACGUGUGAGAAUGUCAUGAGAGUUUUAAGAGAUAACAAAGAAUCAUUAAUGGCAAUCUUGGAAGCCUUUGCGCUCGAUCCUUUAAUCCACUGGGGCUUUGACUUGCCUCCACAAAAACUUACUGAGCAAACUGGAAUUCCUUUGCCAAUAAUAAACCCUAGCGAACUUUUAAGAAAAGGGGCUAUUACCGUGGAAGAAGCAGCAAACAUGGAGGCGGAACAACAAAAUGAAACUAGAAAUGCUAGGGCAAUGCUUGUUUUAAGACGUAUUACAGACAAGCUGACAGGUAACGAUAUCAAGAGAUUCAAAGAAUUAGAUGUUCCUGAACAGGUUGAUAAACUAAUCCAACAAGCAACUUCUAUUGAAAGACUAUGUCAGCAUUACAUUGGCUGGUGUCCAUUUUGGUGA
Messenger RNA from Saccharomyces mikatae IFO 1815, 7419 nucleotides. RefSeq names its product phosphatidylinositol kinase-related protein kinase TOR1 (gene TOR1). Gene Ontology annotation, molecular function: protein-containing complex binding; protein binding; protein serine/threonine kinase activity. The record is from RefSeq and is a predicted model, not a curated record. The transcript has a single exon. The coding region runs from base 1 to 7419 and encodes 2472 amino acids. Lineage: Eukaryota; Fungi; Ascomycota; Saccharomycetes; Saccharomycetales; Saccharomycetaceae. Gene Ontology annotation, cellular component: TORC2 complex; TORC1 complex; nucleus. Gene Ontology annotation, biological process: TOR signaling; negative regulation of macroautophagy; protein phosphorylation.